AACCCCUUUGAAGAUCCGCUCAAAUCCACCUUCAAGAUCAAGUCCACGGCCCUUGAAGAACGUUCAUAAUUUACUUCCAUUUUACACCAUCAAUCCAGUUUUUAUUUUUCACUCUUUUAAUUUUCUUUGUUCCUUGCUGCCUUCUUAAUUCUCAUUCUCCUAUUGUAUACAAUGCAGUUGAUCUUUUGUGUUAUUUGAUACUUUUAUUAGUGGUUCUUGACAGCUUGCAUGAUGCUUAUUGUUGAAUGGUUUCUUAUUCUCAUGCGAUUUUUUUCCUCUCUUCGUCCAGCAUUCACCAAUAAGCGAAAGUUUCUAUGAUUAUAUGUUGUUUUACUCUGUCAAUUAUGGGGUAAAAAGGACACACCUUUAACAAUUUUGUGAUUGAAUUUAUAUUGCAGUGGGACAACCAUAUCACACGCCUGCCUUUCUCGGACCCGUCUACUUUUGAAUUUGGAAUUUGGGUUCGAUCGGAAGAUUGCUUCUUUCUUCCGGAUUAAUUUCGUGAAUAAAUGGGGCAGUUCGAUCCGCUGACGGGUCAGCAUUAGCAAAGGAGACGUAUUCACUUUUAAGAUUCCCAAAGGACUUCAACAUAUCAAGUAUGGAGGGAAAUGAUAGAACCAAUAUGUCAGAGGUCGGCAAUGAAGAAGUUCACUUCGGACAAACAAAUGUUCACAAUUCUCAACAGUCAAACCAAAGGUAUCGUAGGAGCAAUCAACAAAGGCAAAGACGACAAUCUAUGAAUUCAUCACAGCGGGCUCGAAUUUCACUGCGACGACGUGCUAAUUAUCAAGCCCGAUUGAACUCGGUAAAUAUAGUACAAAAUCAAACGGAAGUAAACCAAGAUGACAUAGGACCAACAUCAGCGGAGCAACAAGAUGCAUAUGUUACUAAUGAGAGACAAAGCCAACGAGAGCAAUGGCGGGAUCAACAACGUAUGAGGCGGAAUUCAAUGAGUUCAAGGCAAAGGCACGAUUACUUAGCACAACGACGAUCCAAUUAUCGUGAUCAACAAAUUCAAUGCUCAAACAUAAUGUUAUUUGGUGGCAAUACCGAUCAAGUUCAACACCCUAACAUAGUGCAAUUCGAUGAAGGCAGUAGCAAUCAUGUUGAACGACUCACAAUAGUGCCGUUUGGAGAAGGCAGCAUCAAUCAAGUUCCAAGAACAAUGCGCUUAACUCAUAUAAGGCAAAUUGCUCGAUCGAAUAGGGCACGCUUGCCUCAGGAUGGACUUAUUCAAAGUUUAACUAAUAGUGGUAAUCGCACAAACUACCAUACUACAACUUUGAAAAAGAUAAAUAUCAAUAUCAUCAUUAUU
Messenger RNA from Malus domestica (apple), 1315 nucleotides. Lineage: Eukaryota; Viridiplantae; Streptophyta; Magnoliopsida; Rosales; Rosaceae. The record is from RefSeq and is a predicted model, not a curated record.